CACUCCAUAUUCUUUCUAUUCUACAAUUUCACACGUGGUUAUUAUUGGUGGUUAUGUGUAUGAUCACAUUAUUGUGAUGUAUUGUAAUUGUUUUGUGUAGUAAUUGUUGGAAUAAUUUGAAAUUUAAAAAAUUAAAUCAUCACGAUGUCUGUUCCCGAUAAAUAUCUAUCGCGUAAAAUGAAUAAAAAAAUUCAACGUAAAAAAGAAGCGUUGAAUGAAAAAAAGUUGAAGCUGAAAGAGGUGAUUAAUGAUGAAAAGCCUAAAAAGGUGACUCAAGUUAAUGGAGCUGGAAAAAGACCACAUACUGAAGAUGGUUCAGUGAAAAAAAAAAAGAACAGAGUAAGAGAGAGUGAGGAUGAUGAGGAAGAAGAAGAAGUACCGGUUGACGUUACAACCAAACAGAAAAAAAUAAAUAAAGUUACAAAUGGUAAUAAUUCAAAUUCAAAGGAUCAUGAUAGUGAUAAUGAUGAUGAUGAUGAAGAAGAAGAAGAAGAAGAUAACAGUGAUGUUGAAGAUGAUCAAACUACAAAAAGCUUACCAGGUUCUUCAGUCGGCUUUGAUGUUUCAAAUGACAAAUCUUUCGAAUCUUUAAUUGGAAAAGUUUGUGAUCUUACUUUGAAAGCUAUAAAAGAUAUGGGUUUUGAAAAUAUGACAGAAAUUCAAGCCAAAGCAAUUCCACCUCUGCUUGAAGGCCGCGAUCUUGUUGGUGCUGCCAAAACUGGUUCCGGAAAAACUUUGGCGUUUCUUAUUCCUGCUGUAGAACUUAUUUACAAGUUAAAAUUCAUGCCACGAAAUGGUGCUGGAUGUAUUAUUAUUUCACCGACACGUGAGUUGGCAAUGCAAACAUAUGAGGUUCUUAAGGAAUUAAUGAAGUAUCAUCAUCAUACUUUUGGUUUACUGAUGGGUGGCGCCAGCAGACAAGCAGAAGCACAAAAACUUGCUAAAGGAAUAAAUAUUUUAGUAGUAACACCCGGAAGAUUAAUUGAUCAUCUUCAAAAUACUCCAGAUUUUCUAUUUAAAAAUCUUCAAUGUCUUAUUAUUGAUGAAGCUGAUCGUAUUCUUGAUAUUGGGUUUGAAGAAGAUCUUAAACAAAUUAUUAACAUCUUACCGAAACGAAGACAAACAAUGUUGUUCAGUGCAACUCAAACAAAGAAAACUGAAGCACUGACAGCUUUGGCAUUAAAAAAAGAACCAAUUUAUAUUGGUGUUGAUGAUGACAAAGACCAGGCAACUGUUGAUGGUUUAGAGCAGGGUUACGUAAUAUGUCCCAGCGAAAAAAGAAACCUUCUAUUGUUCACAUUCUUGAAAAAAAAUCGUAAAAAGAAGAUAAUGGUUUUCUUCAGUUCCUGUAUGGCUGUAAAAUACUUCAAUGAAUUAUUUAACUACAUCGAUUUACCCGUAAUGUGCAUUCACGGUAAACAGAAACAACAAAAACGUACAACUACCUUCUACCAAUUUUGUAAUGCAUCAGAAGGGAUUCUCUUGUGUACUGAUGUCGCAGCAAGAGGUCUUGAUAUUCCUUCUGUUGAUUGGAUUGUACAAUAUGAUCCUCCAGAUGAUCCUAAGGAAUAUAUUCAUCGUGUUGGUCGUACAGCACGUGGUGAAGGAAGCAGUGGUCGUGCUCUAUUAAUUCUUCGUCCUGAAGAACUUGGUUUUCUUCGUUAUCUCAAGAAAGCUCGUGUCACUGUAAACGAAUUUGAUUUCUCGUGGAACAAAAUCGCAAACAUCCAACCUCAAUUGGAGCAAAUAAUAUCAAAGAAUUAUCACUUGAAUUUGUCGGCUAAAGAAGCAUUCAAAUCGUACGUCAGAGCUUACGAUUCACAUCAUCUUAAACAGAUAUUUGACGUAGAAACACUGGAUCUCUUCCAAGUUGGCAAAUCAUUUGGAUUUGCCACACCGCCUGCAGUUGAUUUAAAAGUGGGAGUGAGUAAAGCAUCGAGACCACGAAAACGACUUGGCGGUGGUGGAUAUGGAUAUUUAAAUAAUAUGAACAACCCAAAAGCCGGACGAGAAGUACAAAAGAGUAAAAUAUAUCGUCAAGUAGAAAAGAAAAAUAAUUCGAAAACGUUUUCAAGAUAUUAAUUUGUAGUCCAAUAAUUUCAUUAUGCAUAAAACAAUUAAAUACUUUAAUAACUAAAUUUUAUAAAUAAUUAAUUAUAAUUUCAUUUGAAAUAUUAUAUUUUAAACUUAUCACCUUUUAA
Messenger RNA from Microplitis demolitor, 2201 nucleotides. RefSeq names its product probable ATP-dependent RNA helicase pitchoune (gene pit). The record is from RefSeq and is a predicted model, not a curated record. Bases 145 to 2082 code for a protein of 645 amino acids. Gene Ontology annotation, biological process: maturation of LSU-rRNA from tricistronic rRNA transcript (SSU-rRNA, 5.8S rRNA, LSU-rRNA). Lineage: Eukaryota; Metazoa; Arthropoda; Insecta; Hymenoptera; Braconidae. The transcript is spliced from 9 exons. Gene Ontology annotation, cellular component: nucleolus. Gene Ontology annotation, molecular function: RNA helicase activity; nucleic acid binding; ATP binding.